Rotaria sordida is the source of this 993-nucleotide messenger RNA. The record is from the annotation of a GenBank genome assembly. Lineage: Eukaryota; Metazoa; Rotifera; Eurotatoria; Philodinida; Philodinidae.
AUGAAUAAUCCGCCAACAAUGACAAAUGGAAUUUCCCAAACAUUAAUUACUGUUUUGUUAGUUUGCGUAACAAUAAUGGUUCUAGCAUUGACCGUUAGUAUCGCACUACUAUUUACAAUUGGAAAACCAAAAUCGACUACGAGCUCUAGUGAUAAUCGAAAUCAAUCAACAGUUACUCUUGCCGAACCAUGUGCAUGUGGUUGUCCAGCUAUUAGUCCACAAAUAACAUCAAGAAUUGUUAAUGGUGAAGCAGCGAUUCCAAAUUCAUGGCCAUGGCAAUUGCUUCUCGUCGUUUUUUCUGCUGAAGGCUUACCAAGAUCUUAUUGUGGUGCUAGUCUUAUUACACCACAACAUGUUCUUACUGCUGCACAUUGUAUUUUUGGUUUUUCACCUCGAUAUGUUGGUGUAAUUGCUCGUCUUCAUGUUUUUAAUGUUAGUACAUGGUCACCACGUAUAGCACAUAUGGCUGAACGUAUUUAUGUUCAUGAAUCUUAUGAUGAUCUAACUCUUAAUGAUGAUGUUGCACUUAUUCGUUUACAUACAAACAUUUCUUUAGAUGAUCAAGUUAGUCUUGCUUGUAUUGCACCAGCAAAUAUGACUGAUCAAGAAUUAAAAGAAGGUGAUACUCUUGUAGCUACAGGUUGGGGUGCAAUGGAAAGUGUUAAUCGUACAAGACCAAAUGUAUUACAACAAGUACGUUUACAAUUUGUACCACGAAAUCAUCCAUCAUGUGAACCAUUAACUGGUAGUGGUGAUGGUGCACGACUAGGACAAAUGUGUGCUGGUUUUCCACCAAGAGCAGUAUGUUUUGGUGAUAGUGGUGGUCCAUUAGUUCGAUCAAUAGUUCAUAAAAAUGGUAAAACUUAUUGGCAACAAGUUGGUAUUAUGUCAGGAACAGUUGAUUGUGGUCAUCAAACAAAUUUUUCCGAUGUUUAUGCUAAAGUUAGUUAUUAUAAUCCGUGGAUUGUGCAUAAAAUAAGUAUUUCAUCUUAA